This is a messenger RNA of Oldenlandia corymbosa var. corymbosa, 3051 nucleotides long. Lineage: Eukaryota; Viridiplantae; Streptophyta; Magnoliopsida; Gentianales; Rubiaceae. The record is from the annotation of a GenBank genome assembly.
AUGGAGGAUCCAUCCAUUAGUGGUAAGCCUAAAGAUGCUGAACUUGAAUUGGCGAGUAAGGAAGAUACACAGAAUGGUGGUAAACGUAAAGAGCCCGAACCUGACCUGGAGAGUAAGGAAAAUUCGAAGCAGGAUUUGCCUCCCAAAAGGCGGAAUAUAGCUCGGACAUGUAUCCACGAGGUUGCUAUUCCGAGUGGGUAUAAUUCAACUAAGGAUGAGUCAGUUCAUGGGACUCUUGCAAAUCCUGUUUAUAACGGGGAGAUGGCGAAAAAGUACCCAUUUAAGCUCGACCCAUUUCAGGAAGUUUCUGUGGCAUGUUUGGAGCGAAACGAGUCAGUUUUGGUGUCAGCACAUACUUCUGCUGGCAAAACUGCUGUUGCUGAGUAUGCAAUUGCUAUGUCCUUCAGGAAUUCUCAGAAGGUUAUAUAUACUUCUCCAUUGAAAGCUCUUAGUAACCAGAAAUAUAGGGAGUUGGAACAUGAGUUCAAAGAUGUUGGGUUGAUGACUGGUGAUGUAACUAUAUCUCCAAAUGCAAAUUGUCUGGUAAUGACAACAGAGAUUCUCCGGGGAAUGCUUUAUAGGGGUUCUGAGGUUCUUAAAGAAGUUGCAUGGGUUAUAUUUGACGAGAUACAUUACAUGAAGGAUCGCGAAAGGGGUGUUGUUUGGGAGGAAAGUAUAAUAUUCCUACCUCCUGCAAUUAAGAUGGUUUUCUUAUCAGCGACAAUGUCAAAUGCAACUGAGUUUGCUGAGUGGAUAUGCAACAUCCAUAAGCAACCAUGUCAUGUUGUUUAUACAGAUUUUCGACCUACUCCUUUGCAGCAUUAUGUAUUCCCAAUGGGUGGAUCUGGUCUGUAUCUUGUGGUGGAUGAAAAUGAGCAGUUCAGGGAGGAUAACUUCCUGAAAUUGCAAGAUACUUUUACUAAGCAAAAGGUGGGCCAUGGCAGCAUGGGUUCAAAUUCUAAAGGAAAUGGAAGAAUUGUGAAGGCCGGAAAUGCUUCUGGGGGAUCGGACAUUUAUAAGAUUGUUAAGAUGAUCAUGGAGCGUAAAUUUCAACCAGUUAUAAUUUUCAGUUUCAGUAGAAGAGAAUGUGAACAACAUGCAAUGUCAAUGGCCAAACUUGAUUUCAACACCCAGGAGGAGAAAGAUAAUGUGGAGGAGGUUUUUCGUGGUGCAAUGCUCUGCUUGAAUGAGGAAGAUAGAAGUUUGCCAGCUGUUGAGCUGAUGUUACCACUGCUUCAACGGGGCAUUGCAGUUCACCAUUCUGGUCUGCUUCCUAUUAUAAAGGAAAUGGUAGAAAUCCUCUUCCAAGAAGGGCUCGUUAAGGCCCUUUUUGCCACUGAAACGUUUGCCAUGGGAUUAAACAUGCCGGCCAAAACAGUUGUUUUUACAAGUGUUAAAAAAUGGGAUGGUGACAGUCAUCGAUAUAUUGGUUCUGGUGAGUAUAUUCAGAUGAGUGGAAGAGCUGGUCGUCGUGGAAAAGAUGAACGAGGAAUUUGCAUUGUAAUGGUUGAUGAACAGAUGGAGAUGAAUACACUUAAGGACAUGGUUUUGGGAAAACCGGCCCCAUUGGUCAGUACAUUCAGGUUGAGUUACUACACAAUCUUGAACUUGAUGAGCCGAGCUGAGGGACAAUUCACAGCUGAGCACGUUAUCAAGAAUUCAUUUCACCAAUUUCAACAUGAAAAGGCUUUGCCAGAUAUAGGCAAGAAAAUUUCUGCGCUGGAAGAGGAAGCUGUAAAGCUCGAUUCAUCAGGAGAGGCUGAAGUUGCUGAAUAUCAUAAAUUAAAGCUGGAAUUAAGAGAGCUUGAGAAAAAAUUGAUGGCAGAGAUAUUACGACCAGAAAGGGUUCUUCAUUUCCUUCAGCCUGGCAGGCUGGUAAAGGUUCAGGAAGGGGGAACAGAUUGGGGUUGGGGUGUUGUUGUUAAUGUGGUGAAAAAAGCCCCUGCAGUUUCCGGUUCUUUGCCUGCUGGUUUGGCUUCUAUGCGUGGUAGUAGUAACUAUAUUGUGGAUACUCUACUUCAUUGCUCGCUUGGGUCAAAUGAAAAUGGUAGCCGUCCUAAGCCCUGUCCUCCUCGUCCUGGAGAAAAGGGUGAAAUGCAUGUGGUUCCUGUCCAGUUGGCCCUAAUUUCCUCAAUCAGUAAAGUAAGAAUGUCUAUCCCAUCUGACCUUCGGCCAUUAGAAGCAAGGCAAAGUACUCUUCUUGCUCUUCAAGAGUUAGAGAAGAAUCGUUUUCCUCAAGGCCUGCCAAAGCUUAGCCCUGUAAAGGAAAUGGGCAUUGACGAGCCUGAGCUUGUGGAGUUGGUUGAUCAGGUUGAGAAACUGGAGCACCAACUACUUGCACACCCUUUGAAUAAGUCCCAAGAUGAGCAGCAACUUAAAAAUUUCAAGAAAAAAGCGGAAGUAAGCCAUGAAAUACAACAGUUAAAGUCAAAAAUGCGGGAAUCUCAGCUUCAAAAAUUUCGAGAAGAACUCAAGAAUCGAUCUCGAGUUUUGAAAAAAUUGGGUCAUAUUGAUGCUGACGAUGUGGUACAAUUGAAAGGACGUGCGGCUUGCUUGAUAGACACUGGAGAUGAACUCCUAGUAACUGAAUUAAUGUUUAAUGGCACAUUCAAUGAUCUUGAUCAUCAUCAAGUUGCUGCUCUUGUAAGUUGCUUUAUUCCAGGAGAUAAAUCAUCAGAGCAAAUACAUUUAAGAGCUGAACUUGCCAAACCAUUACAGCAGCUGCAGGACAGUGCAAGAAGAAUUGCGGAGAUACAACAUGAAUGCAAAUUGGAAAUAAAUGUGGAGGAGUAUGUGGAGGCAUCCAUUAGACCUUUUUUGAUGGAUGUAAUUUACUGCUGGUCAAAGGGAGCAACUUUUGCUGAAGUCAGUCAAAUGACUGAUAUUUUUGAGGGUAGCAUUAUACGGCAAGCCAGAAGGCUUGAUGAGUUUCUGAAUCAGUUGAAAGAAGCUGCUGUUGCUGUCGGCGAAGUUAAUUUGGAGCAGAAGUUUGCUGCAGCCAGCGAAAGCCUCCGCCGUGGUAUAAUGUUUGCCAACUCUCUAUAUACUUGA